CUCUCUCAUUCCUCAGGAAAAAUAUUAAUCAUCACCAAUACCAUUUCCUCACCCACCACCACCACAAACACCACCAAACACAAACACAGCACCAUUGUUAUUAAUAUUAUUAUCAUUUCUUUUGUUACAAAAACAACAUGGCUGCUGCAACAACAAUCAUUACCAAUGGCAACGGCCACGGCCACCACGAUGACGCCGCCUUUUGUGUCAACAACGGUGUUGGACUAGGAGUAGGACCUACUACUCCUCAUCAUGACCCUCUCAACUGGGGGGCUGCGGCGGAGGCGAUGAAGGGUAGCCACCUUGAUGAGGUGAAGCGUAUGGUGGAGGAGUACCGGAAGCCGGUGGUCCGUCUCGGUGGUGAGACUUUGACGAUCGCUCAGGUGGCUGCUGUGGCGGCUCAUGACCAGGGUGCUGUGACGGUGGAGCUCUCGGAGUCGUCGAGGGCUGGGGUGGAGGCUAGUAGGAACUGGGUGAGGGAUAGUAUGAAUAAAGGGACUGAUAGCUAUGGUGUCACCACCGGGUUUGGUGCCACCUCUCACCGCCGGACUAAGCAGGGUGGUGCCUUGCAGAAGGAGCUUAUUAGGUUCUUGAAUGCUGGAAUAUUUGGCAAUGGAACAGAAUCCAAUUGCACACUACCACACACAGCAACAAGAGCAGCCAUGCUUGUUAGAAUCAAUACUCUUCUUCAAGGCUACUCAGGUAUCCGGUUUGAGAUUUUGGAAGCCAUAACCAAGCUCAUAAACAGCAACGUUGCUCCAUGCUUGCCUCUUCGCGGCACAAUCACAGCUUCCGGUGAUCUUGUUCCACUUUCAUACAUUGCCGGUUUGCUAACCGGCCGACCGAACUCCAAGGCUGUCGGCCCCUCCGGCGAGAUUCUUACUGCCAAGGAAGCCUUUGAACUGGCCAACAUUGGUCAUGAUUUCUUUGAAUUGGAGCCCAAGGAAGGCCUUGCACUUGUUAACGGUACCGCGGUUGGUUCUGGCUUGGCUGCUAUUGUUCUCUUUGAGGCCAACAUACUUGCUGUCUUGUCUGAGCUUAUUUCAGCGAUUUUCGCUGAAGUUAUGCUCGGCAAACCGGAGUUUACCGACCAUUUGACUCAUAAGUUAAAGCACCACCCGGGGCAAAUUGAGGCUGCAGCUAUCAUGGAACACAUUUUGGAUGGCAGCUCUUACAUAAAAGCAGCUAAGAAGUUGCAUGAGGUGGAUCCUUUGCAAAAGCCUAAACAAGAUAGGUAUGCGCUUAGAACUUCACCCCAAUGGCUUGGUCCUCUUAUUGAAGUGAUUCGAUUCUCAACCAAGUCCAUUGAGAGAGAGUUGAACUCAGUCAACGACAACCCUUUGAUUGAUGUCUCUAGAAACAAGGCCUUGCAUGGUGGUAACUUUCAAGGAACCCCCAUUGGAGUUUCAAUGGACAACACACGUUUGGCUCUUGCAUCUAUUGGUAAACUCCUGUUUGCUCAAUUCUCUGAGCUUGUUAAUGAUUUUUACAACAAUGGGUUGCCUUCAAAUCUUUAUGGUAGUAGAAACCCCAGCUUGGAUUAUGGUUUCAAGGGAGCUGAAAUUGCCAUGGCGUCUUAUUGCUCUGAACUCCAAUAUCUUGCAAACCCGGUGACAACCCAUGUUCAGAGCGCUGAGCAGCAUAACCAAGAUGUGAACUCAUUGGGUUUGAUUUCGUCUAGGAAAACAAAUGAGGCUAUUGAGAUCCUCAAGCUCAUGUCGUCCACGUUCUUGGUCGCGCUUUGCCAAGCAAUUGACUUGAGGCAUUUGGAGGAGAAUUUGAAGCACACUGUCAAGAACACUGUUAACCAAGUUGCUAAGAGGACACUCACAACUGGUGUCAAUGGGGAGCUUCAUCCAUCAAGGUUCUGUGAGAAAGAUUUGCUGACAGUUGUUGAUAGGGAGGAUGUUUUUGCCUACAUUGAUGACCCUUGCAGCGGCACAUACCCAUUGAUGCAGAAACUGAGACAAUCACUAGUGGAUCAUGCAUUGGAAAAUGCAGAUGCUGAGAAGAACGUGAACACAUCCAUCUUUCAAAAGAUUGCUAUCUUUGAGGAUGAAUUGAAGGCUAUCUUGCCUAAGGAGGUUGAAAGUGCCAGGGUUGCAUAUGACAAUGGCGAAAGCGCGAUCCCAAACAAGAUCAAGGAAUGCAGGUCUUACCCGUUGUACAAGUUUGUGAGAGAAGAGUUGGGAACUGGGUUGCUGACCGGAGAAAAGGUUAAGUCACCAGGGGAGGACUUUGACAAACUGUUCACAGCAAUGUGCCAAGGUAAAAUCAUUGAUCCUAUCUUGGAAUGCCUUGGGGAAUGGAAUGGUGCUCCUCUUCCAAUUUGUUAGAACAGUUUGUUUGUUUGAGAAAUUGUUUCUUUGUUUCUAUAUAUGUAUUUGUGUUGAUGAGUAUUUGAUUUGUCUGUAAGCCUCUGUGGGCAAAUCAAUCUAGAAGACAUCCUUUAAGUUCUCCUUUAUGUUAAGGAGUUUGUUGUUUUGCCAUAGCUUUUACUGCAAAUAUGAUACAUGGCCUUUUAUGUAAAUGGUGUUUUAUCAUGAAUAAUAAUUGUUAGUUUUUUUA
Lotus japonicus is the source of this 2568-nucleotide messenger RNA. RefSeq names its product phenylalanine ammonia-lyase class 1-like. Gene Ontology annotation, cellular component: cytoplasm. Gene Ontology annotation, biological process: L-phenylalanine catabolic process. The coding region runs from base 138 to 2336 and encodes 732 amino acids. Gene Ontology annotation, molecular function: phenylalanine ammonia-lyase activity. The transcript has 2 exons. NCBI's taxonomy places the organism in Eukaryota, Viridiplantae, Streptophyta, Magnoliopsida, Fabales, Fabaceae. The record is from RefSeq and is a predicted model, not a curated record.